ACGUGGUAAUCAACAUUUGAUAACACUAAAAGUAUCUGCUAAACCUGCAACAAUCUACUCAAUUUUACUUUUAUUCGAAAUAAUUGUUGCAAACUAGUAAGAAUUUAACGCAUCUCAGUAUGAUAAAGUAGUGUAUACAUAAUUUGAAAAAUAUUUUACAAAAUACAGCAACAAAAAUAUAUAAAACGAUGAAACUUGAAAUAUCAAAAACAACCUUGAAUAUUUUUAACAUUCUUGUGGUUGUGAUAACCGCAUUCGUAAGAGUUAGGGCCAAUCAUUUCCCUACACACCAUUUGGUUGACUUCCCCGAAGAUGAGGCACUUAAUUUAAAUGAGAGGUUCUUUAACGAUGUCAGGGCUCUUAUUAAACGUCGCUUGAAGGAAAAUUCUGAAAUUAAAAAGUUGCAUUUGGAUAGCGAUAAAACUGUGUUAAAUGAGAAGGAAAUCUCUUCCGCUUCCAACUUUGACAUUAUUCCAACUGCUCCUUCAUACGUCCCAACCCCAGUGCUGGUUGAAAAUUGGCCUGCAAGUACUCAUAGUUUCGGGCAAGUAACAGCUGUGUCGAUAGACCCUCAAGGUAAUCCUGUUAUAUUUCAUCGGGCUGACAGAUAUUGGGACGCUAACACUUUCAAUGAAAGCAAUAUAUAUCAUAUGAUUGAGUAUGGACCUAUCCAGGAAAAAACAAUAUUUGUAUUGGAUCCAAAAACAGGUUCAAUAAAAUCAGGCUGGGGUGAGGACUUAUUUUACAUGCCGCAUGGUAUGACAAUUGAUGUUCAUGGAAACUAUUGGAUCACAGACGUUGCUAUGCAUCAAGCUUUUAAGUUUAAACAGCACGAGAAUCAGCCGUUACUAACGAUUGGAAAACGUUUUCGGCCAGGAUCAUCGGUUAAACACUUAUGCAAACCAACAUCAAUUGCCGUAUCAACCACUGGAGAAUUUUUCAUUGCUGAUGGAUAUUGCAAUCAGAGAAUUUUAAAAUUUAAUGCUGCCGGUCGACUUUUACGUGUUAUCCCUCAACCUCCCGAGUUUCUAUCGUUGCAAGUGCCACAUGCUAUCACAUUAGUAGAACACCUAGAUUUACUAUGUAUUGCCGAUCGCGAAAAUAUGCGAGUGGUCUGCCCUAAGGCCGGCCUGAAGUCAUCUCAAGGCGAAGGACAACCAGCUGCAACAAUACAAGAACCUGAUUUAGGUAGAGUCUUUGGUGUUGCUGCCUAUGGAGAUAUUGUUUAUGCUGUUAAUGGCCCAACAUCUAUGUUACCUGUUCGCGGCUUUACCAUAGAUCCAAGAUCUGAAACAAUUAUUGGUCAUUGGGGCGAAUUUAAAAACCCUCAUUCCAUAGCAGUUUGCGUUAAUGGUUCAGCACUAUAUGUCAGUGAAAUUGGCACAAAUCAUCAAACAAAUCGCAUUUGGAAAUAUGUUUUAGUUUAAAUCCAAUAGAAUCAGAUAUACCAAGGGUAGUUGCGUACAAUAUCUACAGUAAAAACAAAAAACAUACAUAUACAGUAUUGUUAGUAACCGGCACAAUUGUUCAUUUUAAUGUAAGUUUGUUUAACAGUAAUAUGACAUUGGCUAUAAAGUUAGUUUUAUGGAUUUUAAAAAUUAAAUGGUAAAAUAUAAAUCACAAUUAGUGUAAUAUGUAACCAGAUUAUUUAAAUUUCACAAGGAAAUAUUUUUAGUACAUAUUUUUCAAAUUUUUAGUACAUAUUUUUCUCAUUUUUAUAGUGCAUAUUUUGCAUUUUUAGUGCAUGAAAAUCUCUGCCAUUCUCAUAACUAUUAAAAUUAGCUAAAAAAAAAGUAUUACACUUUUAUCCACACAUAAUGUUACAGACCAAGCUAGGAAAGUUAACUUUCAUAUCAACUUUUCAAACAAAAAUUAAAUUUUACAUAAAUCCUGAUUUUUAAAUCGAAUCUUGUUUUUGUUUCCAUAUUAGAUAAUUCAUAAAGUAAUUUGAUUAAACAAAGUGAAAAAUUGCUUAAAUUUCGAACAAUAUUGUAUAUGUAUAAUUACGGAUCAAAGUAUUCAAGUGAAUCAAAUUAUUUUUACAGUGCAGUUGUUUGUGCAGUUACCAAGCAAAUAAAUUUAAAAAUACAUAUUUAUUAAGUACAGGUAUAGACAUACAUAUACAAACAGCUCACUUUUUUAUAUUAAACCGGCUAAAAAUAAUAAUUUUAUUUUAAGUUUUAUCUCUAAUUAAACAAAUAUAAUUUUCUUUAUUAUAUUCAAAUAAUAUAAAAACAUACAUGCAUAUAAACUUAAUCAAAUUAGUAUCACUUUAAUGUUGUCAAAAAAAUAAAUAAUAUAUAUGUAAAUAUA
Lucilia cuprina (Australian sheep blowfly) is the source of this 2313-nucleotide messenger RNA. It is a transcript of the gene Pal2, whose product is annotated as peptidyl-alpha-hydroxyglycine alpha-amidating lyase 2. The coding region runs from base 189 to 1427 and encodes 412 amino acids. Gene Ontology annotation, biological process: peptide metabolic process. Gene Ontology annotation, cellular component: membrane; extracellular region. Gene Ontology annotation, molecular function: protein binding; catalytic activity. The record is from RefSeq and is a predicted model, not a curated record. Lineage: Eukaryota; Metazoa; Arthropoda; Insecta; Diptera; Calliphoridae. The transcript is spliced from 8 exons.